AUGAAUUGUGAACUUCUGGCAACCUGCAGCGCUCUUGGAUACCUAGAGGGAGACACAUAUCACAAAGAAGCUGAUUGUUUAGAGAGUGUGAAAGACCUGAUCAAGUACUUACGCUAUGAAGACGACACCCGUGAUGUCCGCCAGCAGCUGGGUGAAGGCCACAUUAUAGAACACGACCUUCUGCCUAUUAUCAUUCAGCACGGACAUGACAAGUCCUUAUUUGAUGCCUGCAUACGGCUAAUGGUGAAUCUGACACAACCUGCUAUGCUUUGUUUUGGGAAGGUCCCUGACGAUCCAGUAUUUAGCCACCACUUUUUGCAAGUGACCUCUCAUUUACAAGCCUAUAAAGAGGCAUUUUCGUCUGAGAAAGUGUUUGGUGUUUUAAGUGAGACACUUUACAACCUGUUACAAUUGGAAUGGGAGCAGAGGCAGGAAGAAGACAACCUUUUGAUUGAAAGAAUUCUGCUACUAGUCAGGAAUGUGCUUCAUGUACCAGCAGACCCAUUGGAGGAAAGGAAAGUAGAUGAUGAUGCCAGCGUCCACGACAGACUGCUCUGGGCUAUUCACAUGAGCGGCUUCGAUGACCUAGUGAAGUUCUUGGCGUCGGCCCAGAGUGAGCAGCAGUGGAGUAUGCAUGUGUUGGAAAUCAUCUCCCUCAUGUUCAGAGACCAGACACCAGACACCCUGGUGAGUGCGGGGCACGCUCGCUCAGCAGAAGAGAAACAGAGAGACGCUUCGGAGCUGGAAGCACUGAGGCAGAAGGAGCAGGCAGAGAACCGUUCUCGCACACUGCAAAGAGGAUCCAGACAUUCACGUUUUGGAGGGUCCUUUGUUGUGAAAGGCCUCAAGGCAAUCGGAAACAAUGACGUGAUUUAUCACAGGAAUGUUCACAAUUUCAAAAACUACACCCAUGACAUGGGUAAAGCUGUGAGACGCGUUCCUAGGCGGAAUCGACAGGCCAGGGAAUGUACGGACAAACGUCGCUCGGCUUUAAACGUUCGACUUUUCCUGCGAGAAUUCUGUGUGGACUUCUUAGAGAACUGCUACAAUCGUCUCAUGUACAUCGUUAAGGAAAGCUUGAUCCGAGAGCAGUCUCAGGAGCAUGAUGAGACCUACUACCUGUGGGCGCUCAGCUUCUUCAUGGCCUUCAAUCGCGGCAACAAUUUCCGCCCCGAUCUAGUUUCGGAGACCAUGUCCACCCGCACGUUCCAUUUCAUGGAGCGUAACAUAACCAACUACUACGAGAUGAUUUUGACCGACCGCAAAGAGGCCACUUCCUGGUCCCGCAGGAUGCACCUGGCACUUAAGGCGUAUCAAGAACUGCUCAUGACUGUGAAUGAGAUGGACAAAUCACAAGAUGAAAGCGUCCGCCACAGUUCUAAUGUUAUCAAAAGUAACAUAUUCUACCUAAUGGAAUAUAGGGAGAUAUUCCUGACUCUUCUGAGAAAGUAUGAUGGGACCACACAGCCUCAAUCCUACCUCAAAGACUUGGUUGAGUCAACACAUCUUUUCCUGCGUAUGUUAGAGCGCUUCUGCAAAGGGCGCAAAAACCUAGUUGUGCAGAAAAAGCGUGUUAAGCGGAAAAAGUCCAAAAAAGAUACAAAUCAGACGGUUGCAGAAAGGACCCCGGAAGCUCUGGCAGAUACCUGGAACACUGUAGAGGAACAACUGAAGGGUAUAAAUUUCCAGCUGUCAGAGUCUUUAACUGAGGGCAUCGUGCCGUUUGACGCCACAUCUGAAACUCCCCUGGAGGAACAGCGGACUGAGGCCAUGGUGCGGAUGCAGGAUGCUUUGCAGGGUCAAUUUGGGCCAAAAGCUUUGGCGCUCCUCAGGGCUGCCAGAGAGGUGUGGCCUGAGGGAGACAUUUUUGGCUCAGCUGAUGUGGAACCUGAAGAAGAACUGGAACUCCUCAAGCAGAUAUUGCAUGCAGAGCUGCCAAGGUCAGCUCCAUCUUCUGAAACUCAAGCUGACGAAGAUGUUGAAGAUGAUGCAGAUUUAGAAGAGGAAGAAGAGUUGGAAGCAGUCCAGGUUUCUGAAACGGAGUUCAAAUUUCUGGACUUCAUCAAGAAAUUUGCCAACCCCAGUAUCUUGCGGCCCUACCUGUUCUUGCUGAAAUCUUACUCAAAAAACACGCCUCACACAAAUCACUGCAUCGUUCGAAUGCUUCACCGUGUGGCAUUUGACCUCAAAAUGGACGCCUUGUUGUACCAGCUGUCAGUCUUCCAUCUCUUUAACAAGCUCCUGAGUGACCCAGCUGCCUCAGCUUACAAGGAGCUGGUCACCUUUGCCAAGUAUGUGCUGAGCCGUUUCUUUGCGCUGGCAGCCACCAACAACAAGGUCUUUGUUGAACUGUUGUUCUGGAAAAAUGUUGGCGCAGUGCGUGAGAUAACUGAAGGCUACGGCAAUGAUGGAGCUGAGAAGAUGCCAGCUUGGACUGAGGAAGAAGAGCAAGAAUUGCGUAAUCUUUAUGAAGAACACCGGCACUCGGAAGUGCCAGACAUUGUCGAAACUCUGCUGUCGUUGCUAAGCAACAGUACACGCACGCGGAGGCAAGUUGUUGUCCAGAUGGUUCGCAUGGGUUUGGUGGACAGCGCUAAAGAACUGAGGAAACCCAAAAAAGGUACCGGGAUAGUUCUUUGGACCAAAGAUCAGGAAGAAGAACUACAGAUGCUCUAUGAAGAAUACAAAGACUCCGAUGAUGUGCUUGGCAACAUCCUGAAGAAGUUGACAGCCAAGCGCUCUCGUGCACGCAUUGUGGACAAGCUGCUUAGUAUGGGCCUUGUGUCGGAAAGGCGAGAACUUUACAAGAAAAGGAGUCGAAAUGCUCGACCAAAAAGUUCUGGUGCACAAAUGAGUGAAGAAGAUUUCCUAGCUGGAAUCACUCAGGAUUUCUCGGAUGAGCCUCUGAACAGAGAGGAAGAUGAGGAUGAGUCUGAAGAGAGUGAGGAAGAAGAAGAGCGGGAAAUGGAAGAAAGUCAUAACAGCGGCAACGGGAGGGCCCAAAGCCUCGUGUCUACUGGAGAGAGGCAAGCUGAUGUCGGCGGGAUGGUUUCGACGCUGCACAAGAAAGGCAUGUCUGAUGCUCUCGAGUGGCUACAACGCUGUCUGAACCGCGCAGCGGAUAUCCGGGAGAAAGAUGGCUUUUCCCAAGCCGCACCGCUUGUCCCUCUCAGUGAGGUAUGUGAAGAUGCCAUGGAAGACAAGAGCUUCCACAGGCUGCUGCACAAACUGGGGUUGCGUGCGCCUGCCAAUGAACAGGAGAGAUUUUGGAGAAUCCCAGAAAAGAUCAGCCCUUCUCAGCUCCGGAGUGCAGCUGCAUCUCUCAGUCAUAACCAGGAGGAAUCUUCUGGUAAAAGUGUGGAGAUACCUGUGAUAGAUAGCCUGUCUGAAGGACUGCAGGAGGAGAAAAGGGAGGCCUCCGAUUCACAACGUGCAGAUGCGUUGAGAGCCCUAUUACUUGCACGCAAGCGGAAACAGUACUCCAGCAAGGAUGAAGAAGGUAUCUAUUUACCCUCUACCGAUGACGCAGAUAGUUCACUUGAGAGGCCCAAAGAGAAGACAUCUAAAAGAAGCAGAUUGUUGGACAAUGACGAGGAUGAAGGUAAUAAUUCCAGCACUGCAGUGGAAUUGGAUGCAAAUGGUGAAGCAGAUUCCGAUGAAGAAGAGAUUUCUGUACCAGUGAAGCGUCGGCGGAAAAUGGUAUUAAUUGAUGAAGAUGAGGAUGAUGACUAG
Messenger RNA from Nerophis lumbriciformis (worm pipefish), 3732 nucleotides. Lineage: Eukaryota; Metazoa; Chordata; Actinopteri; Syngnathiformes; Syngnathidae. The record is from RefSeq and is a predicted model, not a curated record.